CCAGCAAUGCGACCAACCUAUGUACUGGCAUUAGUAACGCGCCGACUACUGCGAAGCUCCAACAGCGCCGUCACUCUUCCCCGCUAUCACAAGGCGUCCACGGCAUCCAACGCUGGCGUUGUCACUUUGUACAUGGCAUCCAAACAUCAUUGCAAAUCUGGAUGCCGUGGCUUCUUGCGCCUUCGUGAGCCAGGCAACGAUUUUUGGUGUCCUCGUUGCGCACACCUUUUCCCUGAGGUAUACUAAUAUAGUGGGUCCGUCAAUUACACCCGUUUACCUUCAAACAGUUCUUGCGCAUUGCUACUGAUGAAUCUCCUUCUCCG
This is a messenger RNA of Baudoinia panamericana UAMH 10762, 323 nucleotides long. RefSeq lists its product as uncharacterized. The transcript has a single exon. Bases 7 to 246 code for a protein of 79 amino acids. The record is from RefSeq and is a predicted model, not a curated record. Lineage: Eukaryota; Fungi; Ascomycota; Dothideomycetes; Mycosphaerellales; Teratosphaeriaceae.